AUGGGUAUCGAAGAAGGAAAUUACAAGGAGCCAACUACAGACGAGUUGAUGUUCCCCAUGAGGUGCAAAUGUCGCCCUUGCUGUUUCGUUUUUGUUUGUAUUGUGGCCGGUCUUCUUGUUUUUUCCAUUUACAAAGCGGCCACUUACAAAGAACCAGUUCCGAAGAUAGAACUUGCUUCUAUGGAUUUCACGGUGCUUAAUAUCUCAGACACUCGUUUAAGUGCUAAGUGGAAUAUGUCGAUACGGAUCCCCAACGAUCUUCCUGGUAAAUUUAUAUGUUUUCAAGGAGACCUCCAAGCUUCCUUCCUUUACAAGAAUAUUACUCUUGCUACCUCUUCCCAAGAAAAAUACACCAAUCUCAUAUACGAUGAACCUCAGGUUCUUAGGGUUUCAGCGAGUCUCUCUCGAGAAGAUAUUGACGGUUUGAUUGGUAAAGAUAUUACUGAAGAUAUCAAAGAGAAGAAGGAAGUGCGGUUUGGAACGCGUUUUUAUCUCACUGAUUGCAGGAAAAAGACAAGUGGUACUUUGAGAUAUGCAUGUGAUGAUGUCACCUUGCGAUUCGAACCAGGUUCUGAGAUGAAAGCGGCUUUGUUUGGGAAGAACCCUAGAUGUGUCAAUUAUUGA
Molecule: messenger RNA, 624 nt
Organism: Eruca vesicaria subsp. sativa (arugula)
Lineage: Eukaryota; Viridiplantae; Streptophyta; Magnoliopsida; Brassicales; Brassicaceae
Source: the annotation of a GenBank genome assembly